Messenger RNA from Soboliphyme baturini, 948 nucleotides. The record is from the annotation of a GenBank genome assembly. NCBI's taxonomy places the organism in Eukaryota, Metazoa, Nematoda, Enoplea, Dioctophymatida, Soboliphymatidae.
GUUCAAUUCUUUGAGGUUCGUCGAAAUCGCUUUGACCAUUGCAAAAUCUUACAGUGAUCCACUUGAUGGGGCAAAUUUUAUGCUGACUAUCCAAAAUGCGAUCAAGAGCAACGCCGAGGCAGAAAUUCUUUGUUUUACGGGCAUCGCCGGUUUGUACCUCAAAUCGAGAGAGCCGAACGGUGGCUGUCCGAUGAUCAACAAGGUGAAAACUUUGCUAGAGGAGGCACAGGAGAAGUUGGAUUCUUUGCAAGGAGUCAGCAUUGUUCACAGUGAGUUCUACAAAAUCUCUUCGACGUACUUCCGUGAGAUCGAAGACUACUCUUCUUAUUAUCGAGAAGCGCUGCGUUACCUCGGCUGCGUGGACACGGAUAGCAUGAGUGAAAGCGAAAAGCCUAUCCAAGCGUUUUGCCUCGGCCUGGCGGCUCUGUUGGGUGAGGAUAUUUACAACUUCGGCGAAUUGUUAGCCCAUCCAAUAUUGGAUUCUCUGCAGAAUACUACGGAGAGCUGGCUGGUCGACUUUUUGUUUGCAUUCAAUAGGGGUGAUAUUCAGCGUUUUGAACUUUUACGUCCUUCGUGGUCCAAGCAAGACGACUUGCGUAAUAACACAGUGUUGCUAGAAAGAAAGAUUCGGCUUCUCUGUUUGCUGGAGCUAGCGUUUGCUAGGCCACCGACUGACCGUAAGAUUUCUUUCGAAGAAAUCCGACGCGUAUGUCGAGUGGAUAUGAAAGAAGUCGAACAUCUAUUUAUGAAAGCUCUCUCUAAGGGUCUAAUCAAAGGUUACAUAGACGAAGUUGAGCGCUCAGGGUACGUGUCGUGGGUUCAGCCACGUGUUCUCGAUCGACAGCAGAUUGAGAAGAUGUCGUCCAAAAUUAGUCAGUGGUGCAAGGACGUGGAAAAUGUUGGUCACUUCAUCGAAAAUCGCGCUCAAGAGAUUUUAAUUCAGUGAUC